AUGUGUAAUGAAUCAGUUUCGUGGAACACGGGACGCCUAAACAUCUGUCAACUUCCAGAUGCAAUUGAUUGGGCCUAUCAAAAUGCGUCUGCCUCGGUUAUCAUUGAAUUGUCUCGCUCCGUACACACAUAUCUGCCUGGAGGUAUGCACGGAAUUCGACCUAUCGUGUUGAUGGUUUGGCCUCAGUUGUUGCCAUCGGUGAUCCGCGAUCCUUCCACGACAAUACUUAAACUACAAAAUGGCGCCGAUAAUUCCCAGUUUGAGUUGACCAACAACGGCGAUCGUGUUAAAUAUCAACCGCAUGUGGCUCUGUUAAUUGAACUGUUAUUCGGGAACAAGACUCUACCGUUUGACUUUUGGUCCAGAGAUCCCAAUUUAUCUGGCCCCGUUCUGUGUCAAAAUGGUUGGCCCGUACCACAAUGGAACGCAGAACGAUACAGGAGGCAUUCCAUGGAUUGGCAGCAAUUUCCAAACUGUUUAGAUGCACUUCUUCUUGGAUCCCUUCAUGCCAAUUCCCUAAGUGAAGCAAGCUAUACGUGGCAAGUACUCGUUCAAAUUUGGGCUACGCACACAAUGAGCAAGGUGGAUGAAAUCGAGAUUCCGACGAGCACCGAGACGAUUGUCUAUAUCCCUCCCAGUCUUCGGAGACUGGCUCGCUGGGCCGUGAGACGAGCCAUUGUUCAUGCUAAUUUUGGUGAGUUUUUGAUCGAUGAACUGGUCCGGCGAAAUCGGAUUCAUCAAUUCUACAUGGAUGAAGAUUCGGACUCGAAUCGCGAUCAGUCGGAUCGGGACUUCAAACCCUCACCCAUGAGCUACACGGCCGACCGUUAUCACCUUGUGCAAAUGGUUUAA
Messenger RNA from Echinostoma caproni, 852 nucleotides. The record is from the annotation of a GenBank genome assembly. Lineage: Eukaryota; Metazoa; Platyhelminthes; Trematoda; Plagiorchiida; Echinostomatidae.